Messenger RNA from Euleptes europaea (tarantolino), 1632 nucleotides. RefSeq names its product family with sequence similarity 217 member A (gene FAM217A). NCBI's taxonomy places the organism in Eukaryota, Metazoa, Chordata, Lepidosauria, Squamata, Sphaerodactylidae. Bases 1 to 1632 code for a protein of 543 amino acids. The record is from RefSeq and is a predicted model, not a curated record. The transcript has 8 exons.
AUGGCAUAUCUUUAUGAUGGGCUUUGCUCACACACAGAAUACAAUAGAAAUGUUUUGCAUCAAAAUAUUAACAGUGUCAAAAAUACAUUAGAGAGUCAAAAGUACAUUAUUUGGCUUCGUAGGGGAACCAAGACCAACAAGGCUCCCAGCUUAAUGGAAAAUAAUAACUUUGUUCCUGGCGUCUAUGGGUCCAGUCUCCCACUGAGCAGCUUUGCAUACCAGACACAACACAAUUGUGGUUUGGAUUCUGAUGGCUCAGCUGAAAAUAAAUUAAAUUCACCAGGAGAUAAAAUUGUUGCUGGAGGUGUUCUUGCAAGCACAUUCUAUAAGGAUCCUUAUAAAGCUGCAGUGGAACAGCUGACAGCUCUUAGCUUGUCAAAAAAUACUAGGACAGCACAGCUCAAUCCAAACAGCAACAAACAAAGGGCAUUCCAUUCCUGGAGCUAUAUACACCACCAAGGCAACAAUGCAGUGAGCAGGAAAACUUUUGCAGAAAUGCCAUUUAGCUGCGGUGAUACUCCAAUAAGCCUCGUCAACACUAGUCCAGCACUGGUUGAUUCUCACCAAUCAGUUUCUUAUCCUGGAACUCAGCAGACAGCAUUGGAGAACUGCAGUAGAAAUGGAGACGGUGACUUUUUCAGAACGGCUCCCGAAUCCUCUGCUUCUGAUUCGUAUCCUGCUACAGAUAGUAGUAGUGAUGAUAUGCUUUCUGUAAUGAAAUUGAACUGGAAAACAGGAAACAGCAGCGGAGAUGACAAGCAUUUAGCUGAGAAAAAGGAUGCACCUGACUGUUCAAAAAAUAGGGCAGUUUUGCUAAAAUAUUUUAAAAAUGCAAAUCUUAAUCUAAGACCAGAGCCUAUAGAAGACAACAAAACUUCCUCUUCAGCUCAGUGUGAUACAUUUUCCUAUCCUGAUUUCCUUCCUGCACCUUACAGUGGAUUGGAUUUACAAAAAUUGUCCUUAUCCAAGUGGGAUGACUGGAAAUUAUCAAUGCCACCAUUGGAAGACUCACUUGAUAAACUAAUUUCUCGCUUAGUGGAAAUGGAAAGGUUACAGCACUUGACAGUAUUAAAAGAAAGGACAAAGGAACCAUCUGCUUCUUCUACCAUGGCUCUUUACAACCGCCCCAACUCUUCAAAAGAUAUGCAUCAGUUGAAGCAGCUGAAGGCAAUUGAUCUUUCGUGUCCUCAGGCAGCCUUUGAUGGAGAUUUUCACAAUUUUGGCAGUUUUGUGCGGGAACCAGACAUCUCAAAGUGCUCUUGCCAACAUUGUCAUAAUAAAUGCAAUUCUGGACCAAUUUCCCCUCUGCGUUCAAAGCACUGGCGAGCAUCCUACAAUAAGUGCAUUAAAGCACCAGUGAUUUUAGAGACGGGCAACAUAGCUGCUCGAAGGUCUCUGUCAUGCGCUGGCAGUUCAGCAAAAAUCCGAUCAGCUUUCAAAAUGCCUUCACCCAACACACCUGCACCUUUUUCCUUACCUGACAGUGAAAAUUCAAAAAUUAAACAGCUAAGGACCAGAAGAAAAACUUGUAGAAAAAAUGUAGCAUUAAUAAGUAAACCUUUCAACUCUCAAAGAUUACAAUCCCUAUCUGUUCUGGCAAAGCCCAGGUAUACUCAGGUCAACCAUCAGUGA